CAUAUAUUGAUUGUCGUGUGUAUGCGUUUGUCACAUUCUCUAUGUUCGCCAGAACAGAAGCUGCAGACGAUCACAGCCUCGUUUUCAAUUCGAGGGUGAUUUAUGCAUGAAUGUGUUGAUGCUGUUUUGAAGAACAAGAAGCCAAUGUUGCAAGUUUUUUCUUCCAUUUUGCUGAUUUCAACCUGACACUAAAACCUAUGUAUAAUGUCUCAUGAUCUGCUUCAUCGCCAAAUCGGCUUCGAUUUGCCUUGACGGAAAUACGGAAACAGCAACUCGUCAUGGGUUUUUAGAUAAUAUUCUUAAUUAUCAUUUUGGGAUAUUUAUUAUCUACUGAUGCUUAUACGAAGGAAAGCAAUUUCAUCGGCUAGUUUUAAUGUCCAAUGUCUGAGCUUCCGCCAAAUGCUGUUACCUUCGAUUGGAAUUGUCUCACGGGGGUGAUCAUUUGUGGCGCACACGUGGCACCGUUUGUCAAGAGAGGGAUGACCACUGUUAUGCGAAGACCCUCUGCAACAUCAAACGAUAUACGUAUAGGAAACCACAGAUCAUCCAGUUACGCCACCCCGGGGGAUUCCCCUCCCUCCAGUCCCGCUCAGACAGGGAGUCGGUCUACCAGAGCCUGCUGCUUUUGUUGGUGCUGUUGUUGUACUUGCUCAUGUUUAGCUGUUAAGACGGGAAACGGGUCACCGGGAGGGUCACGUGACAAAACAAUUACUGUACAGAAACCAGACGAGCCCCCAACACCUGAGGAAAUACAGAGUUGGGGAGAGUCAUUUGAUAAACUCAUGAGGAAUUAUGCAGGGAGAAAAACGUUCAGAGAAUUUCUACGCUCAGAAUAUAGUGAAGAAAACAUGCUUUUCUGGUUAGCGUGUGAAGAAAUUAAGCGUGAGGAUAACCCGGAAGUAGUUGAGGAGAAAGCUAGGAAUAUAUACGAAGAUUAUAUAUCUAUAUUAUCACCUAAAGAGGUUAGUUUAGAUUCACGAGUACGAGAAGUGAUAAAUAGGAAUAUGGUCGAUCCUACUCCACAUACAUUCGACGAGGCACAAUUACAAAUAUAUACUUUAAUGCAUCGAGAUUCUUAUCCUCGUUUUUUAAAUUCUCAGAUAUAUAAAAAACUGCUACAGCAGAACUCUUAAUCUUAGGAUUUUCCAAUUACUGUUCAUGUGUUGCAUUAUGUCUACUGUGAGACGAUGACGUCAUAAUAAAAGUGACAGAAGUGAUGUGUGAAAAUGUGUCAGUGCAAUAUAUCUGGUUUUCUAGUCACGUGACGGACCGCUGGUUGCCCCUGUACCAUUCACAUAUAAUGAGAACCUACAAGAUGAACAAGAACGAUAACUCAAAGAGAAAUAUUGUUAUUGACUUUAUGUAAUGUGGUUACACGUAUAUAUACCAUGUGGCUCUUUUUCCAUAUCCUCAAAUCGAUAUGAUAUUUUUCUUACCUAUCAAUGUUGUCUUGUUCUAGGAAUCUGUGAGGCGUACUGGUUAUGACGACCAUUAGUAUUUUCUAAUAGAUAGUUUGGUGAUUGUGCGUUGCCCUCCUUUUACCUUAUUCAAUCAUGCUGACGAUUUGAGGGAUGGGGUGUCUGGUUUAAACACGUAACGGAGAAGAGACUUAUUAUCAAUAUAUUAACUGGGCAUUAAGUUCCAUUUGAAUAACUUGAAAUUACGUUUGCCCUGAAUAAAAAAACUAAUAGGUUGUUAAUUUUGUUUACACAUUCUGAGACCCAGGUAUAACGAUCGCUCAUUCCUAAAUACUUUUUUUUUUUUAAUUUUUCCAUAUUUUAAGUGUUUUAUUUCGAAAUUUAUCGUUGCAAAAGUAUUUUAUUAUAUUCCACUUUCCCAUUAAGUAAGAAUUGUUUUUUGUACUUAAAUUCAUAUCAUAAAGCAUAUUAACAAGAUGUCGCUCAUUCCUGUGUAUUUAGGGUGGAUAAUGUUCCAACAUUUCAGAAAUUUUAUUUUUCGUAAUUACCAACUCCUUUUGUUAUUUUCAAAAGAUUUAUACCUAUACUUUCCAUACAAAACGAAUAUAAAUAGAUUCGGAACGACAGAUGCACAAAUAGAGAGCGUUUGUUGAAAUAAGUAACGGGUUAUCCCAAGAAAGAGAAUAGAAAAGAUUCUUUAUACCUUUAGCAAUCACUGAUGUUAAUUUUAAAAAAUAACCAUUAUUUACUGUGAUGCAUCUUUAAAGAACAGACCCACGGGUUGCUGUGUGUAGGUCUUCGGCAUUUAUAGAAAAAUCUUAAUAUUUUUUUCUUUAUUUUGUUCUUUGUAUAUUUUUUUUUACCUUAGCCAUGAAUAAGGGAAACAUAAACUUUGUGCUUAGAUAUUAUGGCGCCUUUUUAAAACUUAAAGAAAGGUUAAUUUUUAAUCCACUGCAGCUUUACAAAAACAAUGAGAUCAACUCAAUUAUGUCUAGUUGAUGUUCCGUUUUAUUUCACAGGCUAUAUCAGAAACUGAUAAAUUAUUAAAUAACAUGACAAUCUUCUUGGACAAUAUGAACAACAUUACUCAUUUCUGGUUAUGCAUACUUUGAAAAAGUUUCAUGUAUGUCUAUUAGAUUUUAAACAUUGUCACUUGCAUCAAAUGACCUUAAGAAUCUAAUUAUUCAUAAAUUAACUUUACCUAUCCUUUAUGAAGGUAAUUUUUGCCAGUGUUCGGGUUUAUAACUGCUGAAUGGAGAAGCAUUUCCGACACAGUAAUUAGUGAUAAAUUAUUUUGUAAACCCAAAUCUUUGUUAAUGUUUUCCAGCGAUUUAGUUGUGACAUAUUCAUGGAAGUUAUCUUUCAUAGAUUAUUUGUUAAUUUGGAAAUGUAUGUUUUGUACUCGUUAUUACCAGAUAUUUACAAUAUGACCAACUGUAUUUAUCAUACAAUGGAUACAAAGUGCGGUUCAUGUGUAUUAUGUUGCAUAAUAUAUAGGAAUUAAAAUCAACGACUAAGA
Messenger RNA from Saccostrea cuccullata (small rock oyster), 2937 nucleotides. RefSeq names its product regulator of G-protein signaling 17-like. The transcript has 7 exons. NCBI's taxonomy places the organism in Eukaryota, Metazoa, Mollusca, Bivalvia, Ostreida, Ostreidae. Bases 381 to 1133 code for a protein of 250 amino acids. The record is from RefSeq and is a predicted model, not a curated record.